AACACGCCAAAUGAACAAAAACAUCGUAAAACCUCAGAUUCGCGAAUCGAGCUAAAGCUCAGCGGCGCCAUUUUAGCUGUUUAAUGGCAGAGGGAAGAGCCGAUCUAUCUGCUGUGUUUCUAGGACCAGUCCCAAACCGCCUCCAAAAAGCGGCUACCAAGUGUCCCAUGAUGGAGUCUGACAUUUUAAAUAUAGAGGAGAUAGUCAUGGGCCGUGGAUUGCCAGAUCCACCCCCAGAAGAUCCCCCUGAAAAGCCAGUGGAACAGUGCAAAGCCGUCUCUUUGAACGGACCACCGCCAAUUUCUGUUCAGCCCUACCAACAUGAAAAUCUUCAGUGUUUCCAGUGCUUCAUCACGUUCUGCAGUGCCAAAGCUAAAGAAAGACACAUGAAGAAGAGCCACGGGGAAGAAUACAAACAACAGCUGCAGCAGGGCAACACAUUAUUCACUUGUUACGUAUGCGAUCGAUCAUUUUUGUCAUCUGAGGAACUGACCCAGCACCAGCCAACACACAGCAAAGACGACAAACCCUUCAAAUGCGUUCACUGCAAAGAGAGCUUUAAAACAUUCUCGGAACUCACCACACACAGAAGACAUGUGUGUCCAGAGAGACAGUUGGCAUGCAAAGAUUGCAGUGAAACCUUCAGGAGUGUAGCACUGCUGCGCACUCAUCGCCUAACUCAGCAUCCUCGCCCAGAAGGAGAAACGAUGGAACAGCCUGAUGACUCUGACAAAACCCACCGCUGCAAAAAGUGUGGUCAGGGCUUUGAAACGGAGUCAGAGUUGGUGGUUCACCAGGAGAAGUACCCUGAGGGCCAGCAGUGCAACGGCAGCACCUCACCCGCCAAGAAACGUGGACGGCCAUCCAAAACAGAAGAUGCAGCAGGGGCUGACAAAAAAGUAAAGCGGAAAAAAAAGGAGGAAGCGGAAGCAGCUGAGGAAGCAGUGAAAGGCAGCACUGCCGCUGAGCCGGUGCCAGAGCAAGUCGGGGAAAAAGGAAAACAAGGGGGAGCAAAACGUGGCCGUCCUCCUAAACCAGCAUCAAAACCUCCACCAGAAAACGAGAAGAGUCCAGCAGAUGACAUUCAGGCAUCAGAAAAGGACGAGAACACAAAGGCAGCUCCUGCUCCACCCCGUCAGCACCCCUGUCCAGAUUGUGUACUCACAUUCCCUGGAGUGGUUCAGCUCCGAGCUCACAAGAAGGAGAAGCACACUCCCCGGAAGGCCCAUCCGUGCGAAGAGUGUGACGAGAGCUUUGCCCGUUCAGAGCAGCUAGACGCCCACAUGGCGCACGCCCACGCUGCAGGCCGCUUGGCCUGCCCAACCUGCGGCAAGAGCUUUGGCCGUGAGCGCACUUUAAUCACUCACCAGAAAAGCCACCAAGAAGAAAAGCCUGAAAAACAAAUUACUGAAAGAUAACUGAGGCAACAGCAAGUGAAUUGGUUUUGAAAUUUUUAAUAAGGAAUUUUCUUUUAAAUUCAGACUUCAUGCUUAGAUAUCCCCAGGUGACUUUCCACUGGUUUUGAAGAUGCAAUUUUAGCAAGAAUGUUUUUUUAAUUAUAUUAUUUAAGGCCACAGAUUUGAGUUUGGUUGUGGUUUAACAUAUUUUGUAAACACACAUCUAAAUUGACUAACCAAAUGUUGAACACAUAUUACAUAUUCAUAUUUAGUAUAUUUGUAUAAACAGCUUUGAUUAGCUCCUUUUUGCGUUACUUUGUUUUGUGGGGUGUAGGUGUGGAGUGAAAUUUUAGUGUCUUGAGUUAUAACUUGUUUUUGUUUGUUUUUUCUUGAAUAUUUUGGAUAAUCACAUUUUGAAGCAGAUUAGAUGCUUAGCAGAGAUACUGUGGUUAGAAUGUUAAUGAAAUGGUCAUGUACAGCUUGUUCAUGUUGUAUUUUUUUUUUUACACUUGAUACUUUGAUCAUGUUCAUUUCUAAAUUAAGUUUUAUUGAGCAAGAAAACUUUAACAAGUCUGAUUAAAUAGAUUUUUGCUGUGUGGCAGAUUAAAUAAUCUCGUGUCACUUUAUAAAACCCCACCCCAGACCUGGAAUAUCAUGAUUUUGACAUUUUUUAAAUUCAUGCUAUAGUCUUCGUAAAAGGAAUCAAGUGUCAUAGUGGAGUGUUCUCUCCCUGCUGCAACAAAACAAUAAAUGAUGCCCUCUCCUGUAA
Thalassophryne amazonica is the source of this 2166-nucleotide messenger RNA. Its product is annotated as zinc finger protein 184-like. The transcript has 5 exons. Gene Ontology annotation, molecular function: DNA binding. The coding region runs from base 84 to 1418 and encodes 444 amino acids. NCBI's taxonomy places the organism in Eukaryota, Metazoa, Chordata, Actinopteri, Batrachoidiformes, Batrachoididae. The record is from RefSeq and is a predicted model, not a curated record.